Vicia villosa (hairy vetch) is the source of this 3584-nucleotide messenger RNA. RefSeq lists its product as uncharacterized. NCBI's taxonomy places the organism in Eukaryota, Viridiplantae, Streptophyta, Magnoliopsida, Fabales, Fabaceae. The transcript has 3 exons. The record is from RefSeq and is a predicted model, not a curated record. Gene Ontology annotation, molecular function: nucleic acid binding. The coding region runs from base 862 to 2652 and encodes 596 amino acids.
CUUUAUAAAUUAUACAGAGAUAAAAUAAUAUUCUAUUUGAUACAUGCAAAUCAGAAAAACAAAUGACCAAUGUUAUCAAAUUUAUUUAUGUUAUGAUUUUCUUUCUUUCUAUACUUUUAUUUGCAAUAAACGUUGAAGGUGGUAUUAGAUGUUUUCAAGAUUGUGAAUGUCCAAUAGAUAUGUGUCCGCCUAGUUUUAUGCCAAGGUGUAUUUAUGGACAUUGUGUAUGUGUUAAAUUGAUGUUAUAGAUUAUAUAAGCACAAAUCUAAGAGAGUACAAAAUGUCAUACUAAAAUAUUCUAUGACUUAUUAUUUAGCUAUUCAUAAAUAUGGGGGUAAAAUGAUAUUAACCCUAAAUAUGUUGACAAUCAACCAUUUUUUUAUUCUAAUUUUUCACAUAACUUAUAGUUAUGUUGUUGUACACUAAGACGAUGAUAAUGAAAUGAAAUAAGGCGGAAAAUAUUAUUAUCUAGAUUUUCUUCUUUUCUUUUAGCUUUGGAGAUGUAGUCAUGAUUAAGGUUCUUCAAUCGGUUUGUUUGUGUAAAAAUCGGGCUCAAAAUUUAGAUUUCACGGUUUUAUUAAAAAGGUUCAAUAUCAACUGUUAAAAUAAUUUUUGUAAGAUGAGAGAGAAACAAGAGAGAGAGAGAGAGUGAGAGCCAAGAUCUGACUUUUCUGGAUUUUCUUUUCAAACCAAGCAAACAUGGAGGAAGGGUGGAUUCAAGUGAAGGAGAGGAACAACAGGAGGUUUGGAGGUAGUUCAAAAUGACACAUACUCAAAAAGGAACAUGGUGUAAAGAGGAAGCUGUCCACAACAAUUUUUAUCACAGAUUUUGGAGAUAAGUGGAAGGCCAGAGAUUUGUUCAUGGAGUUCAAGGAAAUAGGGAUGAUAGAGGAGAUUGUUAUACCUCCUAAGAGAGAUUGGAGAGGCAACCGUUUUGGAUUCGUUCGCUUUAUCAACGCUGAGGAUGAGAAAAAUCUGGAGACUAAAAUGGAUAACAUUUGGUUAGAAGGUGUCAAACUUAAAGCUAACAUUUCUAAGAUCAAAAGGAAAGAAGAACUUUUGUACCAAAGGAAUAACAACAGAAAAAGUCUUGGCAAUGGCAUAGGUAGCAGACUUGAUCAUUCUAAGGAGAACAGGUCCUUUAACAUUACAACUUCCGGGCCUUCUCGAUCCUACGCGGAGGCAAUCACAGGAAACAUUCUGAAGAAACCUGAAGAUAACAAAGAAUCGAGUAAGACUUUUUACUACACCUCUUCUGAGAUCGAAUCUAACAGGUUUAGCAAGGCCAAAAUAGGAGUAGUGCAUAGUCCAGGACUUACCUUUGGAGUAGCUCAGAGCCUUCUUGAAGAGGGGUUUUUCUCUAUCACUGCGACGGUGUUGGGCCCAAAUUUAUGUCUUUUGGAGGAAGAAACUGAUGGUGUUUUGGAGACCUUGCUAGAGGAAGAAUCUGAGUGGAGGAAUAUGUGGUUCAAAGAAAUCAGAAAUUGGAAGAAAUCCAAUGCGGAAUGCGCGAGAGUGGCGUGGAUCUCCAUCUUCAGAAUUCCUUGUUUUUUCAGAAACGAAAGUUUUAUCAACCUCCUUCUGGCUGACAUUGGGAGAGUGGUUAACCCUGAAAUCAUUAACAACAAACCUAACAGAUUGGACAGUCUUAAUAUCAUGAUCUACACAGAUUCAGUAGAAUUAAUCAGAAGCAGAGUCAAAAUGUGCAUUGAUGGAAUCUGGUUCAACUUACUGAUUAUUGAAGAUGUUACUCUCCACCAAGAGAAGAACGCACCGUCGUCCCAAGGAGGCAGCUUGAACUCGGACGAAGAUUCUUCAUUCUCUUCCCCAGAUUCUUUGGCCAAGGAUGAGUUGUCGGUGUUUGCUGGUUCGCACAACGGUUCACCGAUGAUCUCAACCAAGGACCGGCCACCGCGAUCCGCCGCCGACGAAGCAGAGAGAGAAACGAGAUCCAGCACAUCGCAUCGGGAAACGAGACAAAGUAAUGAAAUUGACGGUGACAGAAACUCAGAAACACAGAAAGGUGAAGGCGAUAGAUCAAGAAAAGAGGGAUUUUUUUGUACAACCUUUAAUGGUUCUGAACUUAUAGCAGACAAUCUUGAUCCUCUUUUAGGGAAGACUUCUUCAGACCCUAUUUCUAUGAAUUCUGGCAGCGAGGAUACAGGGGUAGCGGCUACUAAUUUCACGCCUUUGAGGAGAAAGAGAAAUAUAGGGAUUUCUCAAGUGGGCCCGGCAGGAUUAAUAAUAAAUGAUUUAAAUGGUGAUUUAAAUGGUGAUAUUUUAAUUAACGAUUUGGAGAACGUGGGGGCAAAGAGUGGGGGCCACUUGGAAAGUGUUUAUUCAAUUGAAACGGUCAAACCCCAUCCUUUUGAAUGCAAAGUUAAUUCUGACGUGGACAAAAGUGGGCCCAAUCAGGUUCCUCUUUUCAGUUAUUCAAAGGUGGAAAAGGUCUCACCAACGCACACAAAAAGCACUCAUGUGUCUUCUACUGAAAUCUCUACUAAUUCUAACAAAAAACGUCUCUCUUUUCCAUUGAAGAGUGCGAAUUUAAUCAGGAAGAGGAAAGGAAUCAGUAGUCGAAAAUCCAAAAUUCUGAGCUUUGAUGAUCAAUGUCGAACUGUGAAGAAUUCGAAACACUCUAGAAAAAAAUAAGGGAGGUGCUGGACUUAGGGGAGAAAGUUCUCGAUUUUAUUCAUCCAAUCCAGGGCGGGGUUCAACAAAGGAAGACAAUUCAACAGGAACCAGAACUUCAUCUCAUCAAACAGAAAAAAAAUAAUUUCCUUUCUUACGGAGUUCCUUUGUCUUGUGAAUCCAUCACAAGCACUGACAUUAGAAACUGCAAUAGAAGAGGAAAUAACAGUACGAGCAAUAAUGCUUCAGAGGGCCUUUGGAACUCCAUGUCUAAACUAGGAAUCAUCAAUAUAUCAAACAAUUUUGAUCCAAUCAAAAGCUUGAAGGAAAUGGAGUUAAGGAUCAUAAAGGUGUGCAUGUGGAAAAGGGGACCCAAAAUGGUGUGCACCCAUGAUUGUUCUUUCGUACAAUAUCCGUGGUGGUGGGAAUCGGGCUAAGCGUAAGCGAGUCGGAUUCCUAAUUCAAAAGGGAGAUGUUGAUCUAUGCUUCAUUCAAGAAACAAAACUUAGUGGAAUAGGUGUGGAUGUGGUUAGAGAGUUGUGGGGAGGUGUGGAUGUUGAAUGGUCUUACUCGGAUGCUAUCGGAGCCUCCGGUGGAAUAUUAACUAUGUGGAAGAAGGACUUCUUUUCUCUUAUUUAUAGCUUUAGGGGAGAAGGCUUUCUUGGUCUUUGUGUAGAGAAAGAUGUAAAACUUAUUUAUUAUGUCAAUGUUUAUGCUUCAUGUGACAAAGUUGUUAGGAGAAAAACUUGGAACAAUCUUUGUGAUUUCAAGCAUAAUAACACCAUUGGAUCUUGGUGCAUUGGGGGUGACUUCAACUCUAUAUCUACUAUUGACGAAAGAAUUGGUGUUACUAAUAGAGAUUAUAGUAGGGAUUCAAGAUCUUUCAAUGAAUUCAUAGAGGAAAUGGAGUUGGUGGAUCUUCCCACCAUAGGUCGCAAGUUUACUUGGUUCAA